Messenger RNA from Thyridium curvatum, 492 nucleotides. RefSeq lists its product as uncharacterized. Gene Ontology annotation, biological process: tRNA splicing, via endonucleolytic cleavage and ligation; tRNA-type intron splice site recognition and cleavage. Gene Ontology annotation, molecular function: nucleic acid binding. The transcript has a single exon. NCBI's taxonomy places the organism in Eukaryota, Fungi, Ascomycota, Sordariomycetes, Thyridiales, Thyridiaceae. The record is from RefSeq and is a predicted model, not a curated record. Gene Ontology annotation, cellular component: tRNA-intron endonuclease complex. Bases 1 to 492 code for a protein of 163 amino acids.
AUGGCCUCUGCUGAUCGCCUCGAGGACCUGGCGCAGAUUGUGCUCAAUAACCUCGAGAACCAGCAGGACUGGACCCGGCUGCAGAUUCACCAUGGGCCGUCCCACCCGCGGCCCCUGAUCUCGGGGCUCUCCCCCCGCCGCCUCUACACCCACCCUGAUGAGCAGAUUGAGAUCCUGAAAGCCGAGAGGCAUCUCGGCGGCGCGCGGCUCCCUCAGCCUCCCGAGUUCGAAUGGGUUCUCCCCGUGCAUCUCGUCGAGAAACCUACAAUUGGACAGUUCGCUGCAGUAUUCGACUCGAUCGACGCAUUGCCUCCUGACGCCCUGUCUGAAGAUGACACAGCGGCAGAAGGAGGAGACGAUGCGGCGGCAAGGUGGAAACAGUGGCGAGGCUCAAAGCGCCAGAAGAGGAUAGUCCUUGCUGUCGUUCAGGACGACUCUACCGUCUCUUAUUAUGUGAUGCACGAUGGCAUAGUGAAGCCGAGGCAGAACUGA